AUGCUCAAUGUACCUUCAAUAAUGAUCACAUUUCAGUCUGGUGCAGAUUUCCUUUUCUCGAGAAUUCAGUCAGAAUUCCUAUGUGCCAAACUACUGUGCACUCCGACCAUAAAUGCAACCACUACCUGUUCUUUUCAAGCGGCUGGGUCGGCUACGUCUACUGACACACUAAUUACGCCACUUGGUCACGUUGGCUCAGGCAUCUCUGUCGAUCUGUUCCUUGGUCGCCUUUCCAUCUCCGGUAAAUGUGACUGCAAUUCCGGAGGCGAUCUGCAUCAUCCAACUGACCAUCUACUUAAUUCUGCGAAAUCAGUAUGUCUUCGCCUUUUAGGCUUCCGGAUCGCUUUGAUGGAGGAAUUUCUGGAAGUUCUCCAACGGUCUAACUUUUGCAGAAGGCGGUACGAAGCAUCGCUUGGGGCACAGAAUUCCCAAUCAAACUUCCAUCUUCCAGUUCGGACCGGUUCCAUCCAAAAAUCAUCCAAAAUUUCAAGUUUUCUCACUUCCUCCAGUGUAUUCAGUCCUCCAGUGCCGCUGCACUUUUGCGUCGCGUUUCUCCCUCUUUGCUCAAAAUUGACGUCUGUUGACUCUGGACUCCAGUUCGAUUUGAUCCGUCUCGUCUUCCGCAGAAGCACACAGCUGAAAUUGCGUGAUGUCACUUUUUCCAUGUCACAUUUUCCUUCUGAACCCGACGCUGCACCCAUUACGACAUCAUCUUUGGUUGGAGAGUACGUUUUUCGUUCUCCUUUCUUUCAUCUCUCAAAGGAGCACUUGCUUCCUCAGUACCUCAGAAGUACGCACCUAGUUAAACUUCGUUCGUCUAGUGAGAGCUCAUCUCCUCUACCUCUUGAUUUUGACACGUGUCCUUUCAACCUGACGAUAGACAGCAAUGGACCGUCGUUGAGUGCACAAGACACGGAGUCAUCUAACCGACAAGCAACACCUCUAUUCAUCAUGCAAACUUGCAUACGGGAACUAGAAUUGACCAGCGGGUGGCAUGAAGGACAAAAUGUAUGCCCAGUACAAAUGCGGAUUGGUGCGUUUUGUUUUGUUGUGCAGCGCUCAUCUUCGGAUUUUGACAUCGACGCAUCGUUUACCUUAUGCCAAGCGAGCUACGUUUAUAGCCCUGCUGAAGUUCUUUUCCACAAGAAACUGCUCUUCAGUAUCCGGUCUGCUACUUGGCUUCUCGAGCAGGAUGAAACUUUGACACAUGGGCGUACUGGGUGUGUUUUGGGCUUCCCUGAUUGUUGUCGUAGUGUUGGACCAGGGGGCGCGGAUGCAGAACCGCAAUAUUCAUGCUCAAUGGGCAUUAACGAAUCAUGUGCCUUCGAUUUUCCCGGAGUUGCUGCCAUAAAUGCUGCAUCAUGCCGCACAGGUUGUGGACAACAUUCCGUGUCUCCCUUAAACUCUCUCUUCACUUUAUUGGGAAUUGGUCGACACAGAUUCCAUGUUCGCCUGCAGUGUCUUCCGAUAUCACCGCGCCAGCACAAUUUCAUGAUUGAGGACAGUGAACAACGUGAUUUCGUGGAUGGUCAGGAAAAACCCCCACCAAUGAUCUUUAUUUUUAUGCCCGCUCCUAAGGCGGCCAUGCAGUUCGGUUUCAGCCAAUUCACUCUGAAUGCCCAGUUGAGUCCCUUGGAUCCUGGAUCUCCAAUUGACAUCCUUGAUAUGCUACUGGAUAAUGUUGUCUCCCUGCGACUGUCUGGACUACACGUCGCCUGUUUACCUUCACUGCCCUCACAACCACCUUGGCCAGCAUCCUUAUUUUCGAGAGAGUGGCGGACUCACCCCAGUCUGCUGUUGGGUCUACGCUUUCCUGCUCACUGGUUCAACAUCUGUUGUUGUCCUGGACCCACUACUUCAGUGCAUCGAUGGGGACAUCUUUUUAGCACUUUUCACAUGACAUUUCAGAUACAUAGUCGACAUAUAAGUUGCCUUGUCAAAGGCCUUCAGCUGGAGUUGUCCCCGGAAGACUUACACCUGCUGAUCUCUUCUCUAUCGGCAAUGUUAGAGUCUUGUCAAGAGUCAAGCUUGUCAGCUAACUUCACUAGACCCACAUGUGCAAGUCACAUCCAGCUGUCGAAAUCUUCAUCGGCGUAUUUUCUUCAGGCGGUACACAAGAACUUCCCGAACAGGCCUGUGCACUGCACCGGACACAUGGACGAUAUUAACAUGUUCUUUCUUAGUUCCAACCGUGCAAUGAUUGUGCUCCGGACAGAUACAGUACAAUGGUCGUGUUAUGGGCCGGGCGAUACUGAGUGCCUUAGACCGUUUAAUUGCCACUCAGCCGAACAGAUCUCCCCACAAACCGGUUGUUUGUUACAUUACGCGGUGUGCACGGUUGGUGCAACCAAGAUGGCAUACAGGAUUCGCAGAUCAUUUCAACAAUCCUCGUUGAUUGGGACCAAACGUUCACCUAUUCAAAUGCACCACAGGUCGUUUGAUUACACCAUGGUGUUCCCCGUCAAUACGUGCCAGGACUUACAGCGUCAGUGGUUUUGGCUCCCGGGUUCACGCAUCGAAAUAAAUAUGGCUGGUAAAAUGAAAUUCCCUUGUCAGUGCUACUUCCCUUCGGGGUUUAUUGCCUUUUUCAGGAUGGUUAGUGAAUGGACCGCCGACCUCUGUUGCAUCGAAUUUCCUUAUCGUUAUCUAUUUCGGGAAGUGUAUACGCAAACCACAUCGAUGAUACAAGUUUUGCAGCGGCUACAUAGUCGGGAUGCCAUCUGUGAUGUGUUGGGUGCAUCUUCGGCAUCCACCCAUCAGCCUUACACGUUGUCUGACUCUGAAAUUAUGUUUUCUGUGCUUACCGAGAAGCCAUGUUCCAAACCUACAUCGCUUUCCUCAACUCCCAGGACUUGCUCUAACAGCACUCAGCCACUUUCCACUUGCAUGCGCCUUCUGCCUGAUUAUCUUAUCUACAUAAAACGUUUCAUAUUGGAAAUAAGGGAUGACCCUUUCGAAAGCAGGCUGAAUGACAACUACAUGGUGUUAUUAGCUGAGCAAAUGCGAUACGAACAACAAGUGGUUUCGCUUACCAAGCAGCUACACACAUCUGGACUAAAACUAUCAGAAAUUGUUCAUCCUGUUUGUCCGGCUCGUUCUGCGGAACAGCGUGCAAGGGAUUAUCGGGCUCGACUGAAUGAUUUCCAUCAAGAAUUCCCUCUGAUCAACGAAUUGUUCACCUGGACUUUGGACAACUUUCGCCUACAUUCCGUGCCCACUGAACAGUCCACUCAUCCGGACCAACUUUUGCACCGAAUGCGCCAACUAGAUAACUGCAGUCCUUGGCCGAACUUGUCCCCUAACGACUUUUGCACCUUAUGGUAUCGAGAAACAACUCUGAAUGUUGAUUGUUGGCGUUUUGAGUUGCGAGAUUAUCCGAAACCGUGGUUUGAAUUGACUGCCUUGUGUGUUCGAGGUCCGUUGAUCGGAGCUGAGCGGCGCGCAGAAUGGCAAGGUCAGCACACAGUGAACGUGAUGCCGGGAGAUCCUUGGCCUACCCAGACGCUAAUCCGGAACGAUUGGCCCCUCAAGUUUUUCUACGAUUUCACUGCAGAUGUCAAAAGUCUCCAUUUGUGCUACGGUUCCAGCUGGGAACCCACUGUAGCAUGGCUUGGCCAGCGGUUGGAGGAUAUAUUGCCCACUCCACUGGACACGUCUCCCCGGUUGGGUUGGUGGGACAAAGUGCGUCACUUACUACACGGUCGCUUACGCAUUGCAUCGGAACGUAUGUCUUGGCUAUAUUCGACAAGCUUUAACCCAUACAACACCACAGACUUCCUCGUUUGGCAGUGGGUACCGUCCACCGUCUGUUGGAAAACAGGUCUGUUUCGCUUAGACGGUUCAUUGGAUGUGUCUUAUCAUACUGCAUCUAAAUACGAUGGCGUCUGCCAGAUUUUGAAUUUGCCACAUAUCUACCUCACGUUUCAUCUUGACUGGUUGUCUUUGGGGAACCCACUAGAUCAUCACGCUGUUAAACCCUGCAAUGCGGAGCGACUAGCUAGUAUAGACACCAUUGAGCACGAUUCUUACCUUCGCUUUCGUGGUAACCGACUAGCCAUGCGCGUAUUGUGUGGCAUACAAUCCUCCCGACUGGACUCUGAUAGGUUACCUUCAUGCUUGUUGUACACCAGCAUGCUCAAGUUCACUGACAAGCUCAGGAUGUCACUCUCUAAGGUGGCUCGCCCAAUCCGACGAGGGCCUGUGUUUGCCUCCAAACCUUCACGCAAACCCUUGUUUGGGCGCUUGUUGCAGUGCGUGGAAUUCAUCUUGGAUCUUCCUCAAUUAGAGCUAACUUACUGGGUAUCAUAUGCCAACCGAACCGGGGUUCAUGCGAAAACAGGACCUAUUAAACUGAAAGCCGAUUUGCGCUAUUCUAUAGAGCAUGAAACUAAGGUACCGUUUGGGUCCGAUCGUCCUCCUGGACUUCUGCAGUCUUAUGUAAUGAUGCCUCCGGUCAGUUUCAGGCGUGGCAACGAAAUCUUGCGACGCCCCGCGGCUUCGUGGCUAGUAUCCCAUCUGUCAACUACGGUGCGUAGCAGUCGAAUCCGUUUGAUUCACAACGCCGAUUUACCUGGACAGGUCGUGCAAAUGUUAUUGAAAACAGCUGCACAUUUUCAGAUGAACCCAGUUGUCGGAAUCCCUACUCCAAUACAAUCGGAUCAUUUGGGUAACUGUGAGGAAUUCGUCAUUGUUCCACUAGUCCACUACGAACAAGUCUCCCCAGUUUUAAUACCGCACUGUACUGUCCGAGUGCAUAUUCCUGGCCGCGGUAAUGAAGGUACUUCGAUCUACUCCUCACCACCUCAUAUUGCCCCUGUUACUGGAGAGACACUUUACAAUCAGUCUACGAAAUGUUACACUGAACUACCAUCUUCCCGUCGUAACUAUGAUGUGACCCAUGAAAGUCUAACUCCUACGCACCGCCUUCUGGUUAAUGGGUUGAUGUUGCGUUGGACGGAGGACACUCGGGACUUGAUCUAUACUCUCAUCAGCACCUACCGGCAUGCGAAAUUGCUCAAAAAGAACUUAUCGGCGCGCGUAACGCAGCCAUUUCUGUUGACUGAUCCUGCCGAUUUGAGGAAAAACGGCUCCUGGUGUUGUGAAUCGGUAAAGCAUAGCCUCCUCGAGUCUUCAGACGUGGGAUGCCCCUCAGCCAGUUCUGAUCCUUCAUUCGGCUCUAUGGAAUCACGCAAUGGUAGAAUACUUACUGUUGAUACUUCGUCCUCACCUGACCUUUCAACACUUGAUCCUUCGCCUGUGCAUUAUACUGCAAGCUCUCCCUUUCAAGACAGUCUCGACGCACCAAAUGAUGCUGUCAUUGUUGGAGUCGGUAAACGUGUUGAUUUCGGGACACAUAAAGCGCCCAAUCUUGACUCGAACGCAGUCAGUGACGGAACCUCAUCAGAGGUCUUCACUGAAAUCCCUAUGUUAGCUCGACUACUUAAAGAAGUGGAUACUGCGAAUUUCUUUGCCUAUUGCGAAGAGGCGCCGAAACGAACGAAUGUAGUGGACCAGCUGCAUGGCCUCGCUGUCUGCUCUAAGAGCACUGUUACUGCGCGCAACUGGCUUGUUGAGCUAGUGGAUAGCCAGAUGCUACUGAAGACAAACGAGCUGAGAGGCUACGUUCUAGUCACCGCUGCACGCGCAAAAUUGGACGCACUGGCUCAUCCACCUAUUUGGAAGGACGCACAACUUCUCACGAAAAACAGUUUGGUAGGCCAUCUGGAGGGUAUGCAGUAUUACGCAACUGUCGGUCAAAUCGACUCGCACCAGUCAGUUCUCUGGCUUCCUACUACCAAUGUAAGCGACUGGUUCCACCUCAAUCCUGAGGUGGACGAAGAUACUUUGACUGGCAAGCCGGAGGUUGUUGGCUGCGGACGCUCUGUUGGUGGCUUGGUGAGCGCGUGUGUUAAAGAUGGAGCUCAUGACAAUUUGGAAGGCCACCGCUCUGCCGAUGUGGGUUGUGGCUCUGGUUCUGCAACGUCAAAUGCAAUCUCUUUGCAACGAAUGAUAUCUAGGUGCUCAUGCCAGGUGUUCUAUGUGCAUUAUGAUCCAGCGGACUCAAGUGACUUGUCAUCAGUAGACUUGCUAUCCCCACUAUCUUUUGAUGAAACAUUGGUUCUCAGUUCUCAUGAAGGGGCUGACACGGUCACACUGCUGCAUCACACCCUCAACGUAUGCACUAAUUCGCUGCAAUACCAUAUGAUCGUGAAUAUUGUGAACAAUUUACUGUUGUAUGUGGAACCUCAGCGCAAAGCCCAGUACGAGCGUAAUCGUGUCUCCUUUGGUUUGAUGUCUGAUUCUCAACUUCGUUGCGCUAUUUUACGGGACCAAGAAGCCCUUCGAUGCUUAGUGGCCGAACAACGUCGUUUGGAACGUCAUCUUUGGUCUUUCGCCCGCGAGGUGAUGUCCACCUUCGGAGUACCGUCGGAUUCACCCUUGCGAACUACGCUUGCGGCGACUUGGUCUCCCUGCAAUUCCCUGCAACCGUCGGAAAAUAUGACAAAGUUGUUACUGAGUAUACAAUAUGCUCGCCACCUUGAAGCUCAAAUUGCCGGUGUGAAAUCCCGUAAUAUGGAGCACAAUGCAUUAUUGUCCCAGCGUCUUGCGUACUACCAACAGCUUCAGAUUCAGGCCCAACGUCGUCAGAUCAGAGUAGCUAUGGCCAAGCAGGUUUUUCAUGGGACACCCAUAAACCUUUUCUGCGCCCCCGGUUCUGCGGUCGUACCUGGGAAAAUUUCUUCUAUAGAUACUGCGGAUCAUUCGUCACCUCGUACAUACACCCCUAACAACCUCGUCAACGCUUCGGUGCUCCCAGUUCCCGACCCUAACUGCGUUAAUCAUUCUGUGGCUGACCAAGUGGAUGUAAAGGAAACUAAUUGGCAACGCAAUUUUCUGAGUUCUAGGCAAAGUCCUCAUCCAGCUGGUGUUGUGCGUCGCAGCGAAGUUUGUUUUGAACAUGCCCGGUGGCGGAUAACUGAAAACGACGGGCAAAUCGGACUGGCCGACGUGGAGUUACGUGGCUUCCUAUAUACUAAAACGCACCGCCAAGAUGAUUCAGGUUCUCAUUGGCUUGAACUGGGAUGGAUCAGAGUAGACAGUUUGGCGCCGGAUUCCUUUUUCAGAGAAGUUCUGGUCCCUGAUGUUGGCAGCGAACAGUAUACUGGCGGUCCCAUACUCCGAAUAUCCUGUUCGGAACUUCCUCCAGUCGGUGGUCUAGCCGUAAGGGAAGCAAUGGAAAUAAGUGUGGCUCCAAUGACUUUACAGAUUAGCAAACAGUUUUACCGAGUUAUGAUGCCUUACUUCUUUCCUGAGAAAUCUGAACUUGCGAGUGUUUCACCGCAUCCUGCAUCCUGCACAUUCACAACGGCCGACAAUUACCCCACGAAUCAAGCGUCCACUGUGUCGUCAAGUAUGGUUCGUUUAUCCCAUGGACCUGAUAGAGGUCGAGUGGUUCCUGUGAUGCCAACGGAUGUCGUGGCUUCAACGAGGCCAUUUACUUACGCUAAACGGCGCUUUUAUCAGACUCCAGGCUUGUUGCGGCAAUUUCAUCGUGGUCAAACAAACCAAACUGCCCGUCUGAUAUUAGCGGAGACAUUUUCAGCGGACAGAUUUCCCUCUGAUAUGCUUAAUCAAUCUGGUCUCCUCAGUAUGAAUAUGGACUCUCCUAUCAUCGACCAGGCUAGUCGCACUAUCGUGGCCGACGAACAUCGGUCUGCAGCAAACGUGCUGAGCGAACUAGGACCUUUGGCGCUUUUUCGAAGUCAGGGUGCUGGUGAUCGUGACACUCCUGCUGUCUCCUUGAGACUCGCUGACGCUGGCUCUGAAUACCACGGAAAUGUGCUAUCUUCACCUGUACUCUCCACCAAUGACACACGUCACACGAGUGACUUCUUGAACUCCUUGCUUUUAUCUUAUCAUACACCUCCGAUUUCCGCAACAAGUGACUUGGCUUCACUUCAGCUCACAGAUUCGAUUAACCGAUCAUACGGACAGAAAUUCCCGAGAGACCCGACUUCCACGAUCAUCAGUCCGGUCGACGUGAUGCGUGAACGUGCUCGCCAAAACAACGUAUUUCUAUACAUAAAGAUCCCCGGCUUUCCUAUUUGUUUGAGCUAUAAAGGAGAAAAACAGAAAAACCUCACGGAUGUCACACGUUUCCAACUCAGUGUUCCUACCAUGGAAUAUCAUAAUUGCGUUUGGACCUGGCUGGAUUUUACCAUGGAAGUGAAAGCUCGCAUCCGAAAACAGCUGAUGCGGGAGGUGAUCAGAAAAAAAUUCACCCCUCGACGUAGAGGUCAGUUCGGAUAUUUAGACCAUUCCUCCAGUGAAAAAGUUUUGUCAACUGCAUCUGCAGAUCCAUGUUCAUUCCUCCCCGGCACGGAGCUCAUCGAUCGCACGCCAAUGGCAGUGGUAAACCAAGAAGAACGGAUGUGCCGCGAGGUUGAAAUGCUCCUCGGACGCCAUGCGCAGUUGCAACCUCCUCGCCCCAACUUGUGGAAUCGAUUCCGACCAAAUCGUUGACUCAUCUCUUUGCAUAUUACAUGGAUGCUUGUUAACACUGCAUCAGUAUUUCAGUUUAAUUUUUAACUUGAUCAAACUAACUUUGAAAUUGAAAUGCAAUAUCUCCCUAGUCCUU
Messenger RNA from Dicrocoelium dendriticum, 8638 nucleotides. NCBI's taxonomy places the organism in Eukaryota, Metazoa, Platyhelminthes, Trematoda, Plagiorchiida, Dicrocoeliidae. The record is from the annotation of a GenBank genome assembly.